CUCAUAUUGUAUUCGCCGGCGACCUCGCCGGGAUCUGGUCGGAGACUCUCUCUCCUGUUUGGGAGAAUCAAGCCAAAAGUGAGGUUCUUUUUAAUCUGGGUUCGUUUGGGUUUUGGUAUGUUGGCUGCGCUGUGGUAGAGCUGUUGCUAGAGGUGAUAAAGGUUAGGUAUUUUCUGAUUAAGAUAUAAAACUGUGAAGCUGGGGUCUUAAUUAUUUUAAUGCAAAGUUUUUGGUAAUCGAGGAAGGUUAGAGUUUCAAGACUCGAGGGAUAAUUAAGUUUUGUGAAAUCACAUUCUCUUCUGUGGAGAUAAUUUAUAAUCUUUUCCCUUCUUUCUGUUAUUAGAAUAUUGCAAGUUUCAGAAUUUUUAUCUGAGGCUUGGACUUUGCAUUUAAAGAUGAAGUAGACAUUUUGUCAAUGCUGAAUUCAAGGUUAUUAGCAUUGGCCAUUGGAGAUAUAAGUUGGUUUUGGGAGUGAGUUGGGUUGCACUGUGUGGAGUCUGGUGAAAAGUGGAUGUAGAGAGAAGAAUGAAGAUGAAGAUUUUUAGUGAAAGGAAGGUUGAGAAGUUGAGAAAUUCAAUGAUUUUGAGGUCCCAGACGAAGCUAUGGAUGAUCCGAGCAAUAACAAUGAUAUUGCUUUGGACUUGUUUUUCUCAGUUGAUGGCUCUGGGAGAGAUGUGGGGUACAAGAUUGUUGAAGGGUUGGCCUUCUUGUUUCAGCCAUUCUAAUUUGCCUCUGAUUGUUGAAUCCUCGUCUUUUCCGGAGAAAGUCAUUCUUCCUCCAAAGAGGAUAUAUAGGAAUAAUGGUUAUCUCAUGGUUUCCUGCAAUGGAGGACUAAACCAAAUGCGAGCAGCAAUAUGUGACAUGGUCACCAUAGCCAGAUAUUUAAAUGUCACUCUAAUUGUCCCAGAGCUGGAUAAAACCUCAUUUUGGAAUGAUCCGAGUGAGUUUCAAGACAUAUUUGAUGUUGAUCACUUCAUUACUUCUUUGAGAGAUGAGGUUCGUAUAUUGAAGGAGCUACCACCCCGGGUUAAGAAAAGAGUUGACUUGGGAAUGCUCUACUCUCUGCAACCAAUUAGUUGGUCUGACAUUUCUUAUUACCUUCAUCAGAUUCUGCCUCUUGUUCAGAAGUACAAAGUUGUGCAGUUGAAUAAAACUGAUGCUCGGCUUGCUAAUAACGGAUUGCCUAUUGAGAUUCAGAAGUUGCGCUGUCGUGUUAAUUUUAACGCUCUGAGAUUUACCUCCCAGAUAGAGGAAUUGGGUAGAAGGGUUGUCAGAAUUUUAAGGGAAAAAGGUCCUUUCCUAGUUCUUCAUCUCAGGUAUGAAAUGGACAUGUUGGCAUUCUCCGGCUGCACUCAUGGUUGCAACAGUGAGGAGGAAGAAGAACUAACAAGAAUGAGAUAUGCUUACCCUUGGUGGAAGGAAAAAGUUAUCAAUUCUGAAACAAGAAGGAAAGAAGGUCUCUGCCCUUUAACACCAGAGGAAACUGCUCUGGUGUUAACAGCACUGGGAAUUGACCGAAAUGUUCAAAUCUACAUUGCUGCUGGAGAAAUUUAUGGUGGUCAAAGAAGGAUGGCAUCUUUAGCAUCAGCAUUUCCUAAUUUGGUCAGGAAAGAGACUCUGCUGGAGCCAUCAGAUUUGAAAUUCUUCGAAAAUCACUCAUCGCAAAUGGCAGCAUUGGAUUAUCUUGUCUCCUUAGAGAGUGAUAUAUUUAUUCCUACUUUUGAUGGAAACAUGGCUAAAGUUGUUGAAGGCCAUCGAAGAUUCUUAGGAUUCAAGAAGACCAUUUCAUUGGACAAAAAGCUUCUCGUUAGUUUAAUAGAUCAUCACAAUAAUGGUUCAUUAAACUGGGAUGAAUUCUCCACAACUGUGAAGGAAACUCAUGCUGACAGAAUGGGGAGCCCUAAGAAACGAAAUGCCAUUCCAGAUAGACCCAAGGAAGAAGAUUACUUCUAUGCCAAUCCACAUGAAUGUUUGCAGUUGUUAGAUGAACCAUUAAGUACAUGAUCCGAGUCAUGCCGGUCAGAUGAAUAAAACUUCAUUCAUACGGAUACUCCACAUGUUUACAUGUUUGGUCACAGCAGUCCAGUUUGUGUCACAUAAUCACGCUUGGGGGUAGUCAGGCCCUGAGACCAGAUGCUUGUCAUCAGCUCCCAGCACUACUUAUCUUUCAAUAUUGUUCAAUAAUCAGAUUAAUGUAUAGAAUUUAUAAUAAUAAUAAUAAAAAGAAAAAAAAAAA
Molecule: messenger RNA, 2236 nt
Organism: Rubroshorea leprosula
Lineage: Eukaryota; Viridiplantae; Streptophyta; Magnoliopsida; Malvales; Dipterocarpaceae
Source: the annotation of a GenBank genome assembly